Ceratosolen solmsi marchali is the source of this 1179-nucleotide messenger RNA. Its product is annotated as probable trans-2-enoyl-CoA reductase, mitochondrial. Bases 75 to 1178 code for a protein of 367 amino acids. Gene Ontology annotation, cellular component: mitochondrion. The transcript has 5 exons. Lineage: Eukaryota; Metazoa; Arthropoda; Insecta; Hymenoptera; Agaonidae. Gene Ontology annotation, biological process: fatty acid metabolic process. The record is from RefSeq and is a predicted model, not a curated record. Gene Ontology annotation, molecular function: oxidoreductase activity.
AGAGCCAUAACCUCGAAUUCAUUCGAAUAUCCGGUGUUCCGUCCGGCAUUUGGUUGGAAGAUAUCUGAAUCAAUAUGAAAUUCGGGAGAGUGAGUAAUUUGUUGAUAAAUAAUUUGUCCGUACCAAGUCAUUAUUGGCGAAGAAUGAUAUCGAGUAAUAAUGAGGUCAAAUCGCUAAUGUAUAAAGAGUACGGAGAUCCUAAAAAUGUGCUUCAGAUACAUACGUCUUCUCUUCAGCAACCAUGCGAAAAUCAAGUUAUUGUAAAAUGGCUUUUUGCGCCAGUAAAUCCGGCCGAUAUUAAUACGAUACAAGGAAAAUAUCCGAGUAGAUCUCCUCUUCCCGCUGUGCCAGGCAAUGAAGCUAUAGGUGAAAUAGUAGCAAUUGGUUCAAAUAUUCGAGAUUUUAAUUUAGGUGAUAGGGUUCUUCCUAAUGGAGUUAAUAAAGGUACAUGGAGGUCCCAUGCAAUGUACGAAUCCCAAGAAUUAUUUAAAGUAAAUAAGAAAAUGGACGCGAUUGGGGCUAGUAUGUUAAAUGUUAAUCCUUGUACAGCCUAUAGAAUGUUAAAGGAUUUCAUUUGUCUGCAACCCGGUGAAACUAUAAUUCAAAAUGGAGGAAAUUCAGCCGUUGGGCAAUUAGUAAUUCAACUUUGUAAGAUUUGGGGUAUCAAAACUAUUAAUAUUGUUAGAAAUAGAUCCAAUAUCGAAACUUUAAAAGAGCAACUUUUAAAUUUAGGCGCUACAGAAGUAUUAACGGAAGAAGAAUUAAAGACGACAAACAUUUUCAAAAGUCAAAUACUUCCGCAGCCUCGAUUAGCACUGAAUUGCGUUUGCGGUAAAAAUGCAUGGGAAAUUCAAAAACAUUUAGUCCAUGGUGGUAUCAUGGUAACAUACGGAGGAAUGUCUAGAGAACCUUUGAUGGUUCCAGCAUCGCAUUUAAUUUUCAAAGACAUUACUUUCAAAGGCUUUUGGAUGACUUCAUGGACCAAGGACAAUUUCAACUCGGAAGAACGGCAUAAAAUGUACGAUGAGUUGCAAAAUUUAUUUAUUGAAAAAAAAUUACAGCCUCCGCGCUACCAACUUAUUCCAUUUAACCAAUAUGAAGAAGCUGUUGUAAAUACUCUUAAAGUCGAUAGUAAAAAUAAUGUAAAAUAUAUUUUAGAUUUACAAACAGAUUGUUAAA